GAGUUUCCUGCCCGACUCUCUUUUGCGGUUGCACUGCCCAGGUGGGGGUGAAAGGCCGGCAAGAUGGCGCUGGCCAUUCAGCUGCCUCGCUUCCUUAUCGCCCGGCUGCUGACUGGCAGAGCUGCCCGCUCGGCCCGGUUCGGACCCGCAGAGGCGUUGGCACCCUUCCCUGGCUACUGCUGCUGCUGCCGCCUCAACCUCAGCCUCAGCGCCCCCGGGGCCGGCUGGGCCCGAGCAGCUACGGCCCCUUGCUUCAGCCGCCGCUGCCGCCCCCUCCUCGGCCCUUCCCCACGCCCCGCUGCCGCCGCUGCAGCCGCCUUCGUCCUCCCGGGCCCUGGCCCUUGCCCCCCGCCUCCCGAGAGGAGUUACAGCAGCACGGAGGAAUCGCCUCGGCAGCAGCCGCCACGGCAGCAGACCAGGGUAAUGUAUUUGGGGCUGUUCAACCCCCUUGUCUGGCUCCGCACCCGAGUCUACGCCUUCCUCAUUUGGGCCUAUUUCGACCAGGAGUUCAGCAUCGCCGAGUUCACCGAGGGAGCGAAGCAGGCUUUUGCUCAUGUAUCUAAGCUGCUUUCUCAGUGUAAAUUUGAUCUUCUAGAAGAGCUUGUAACCAAGGAGGUACUCCAAGUGUUGAAGGAAAAAGUUGCUUCACUGCCUGACAACUAUAAGACUGCACUUGCUGCUGAGUUAGAUGAAAUUGUAUAUACUGCAACAGGUGACAUCUCCAUUUACUAUGAUGAUAAAGGAAGGAAAUUUGUUCAUAUCCUGAUGUGUUUUUGGUAUCUAACCAGUGCCAAACUCCCUGAUGAGACAUUAAGCGGAACUAAAAUAUUUCAAGUUCAACUAGGGGAUCAGAAUGUAGAAACUAAACAACUUCUUAGUGCAAACUAUGAAUUUCAGAGAGAGUUUACACAAGGAGUGAAACCUGACUGGACAAUUGCAAGGGUUGAACAUUCGAAAUUAUUAGAAUAAUCAUCUUUCUCUUGGAAAAUCAGCUUUUGGAUUUUUAAGAACUGCUGUGACAAACUAAAAAUAGAACUUUUUGGAUCAUUUGAUCUCCACAUAAUCUAUUCUGUGGAUUAAUUUUGUAUUUGAAAUAUUUACAGUAUCUUGAUGUGACACAAUAAAAUAAUUUGCAGAUCCUCA
Molecule: messenger RNA, 1143 nt
Organism: Antechinus flavipes (yellow-footed antechinus)
Lineage: Eukaryota; Metazoa; Chordata; Mammalia; Dasyuromorphia; Dasyuridae
Gene: MAIP1
Product: matrix AAA peptidase interacting protein 1
Exons: 5
Coding region: 64-969 (301 amino acids)
Biological process (GO): protein insertion into mitochondrial inner membrane from matrix; inner mitochondrial membrane organization
Cellular component (GO): mitochondrial inner membrane
Molecular function (GO): ribosome binding
Source: RefSeq, a predicted model, not a curated record